Vespula vulgaris is the source of this 1465-nucleotide messenger RNA. Its product is annotated as BRISC and BRCA1-A complex member 1-like. Lineage: Eukaryota; Metazoa; Arthropoda; Insecta; Hymenoptera; Vespidae. Gene Ontology annotation, cellular component: BRISC complex; nuclear body; BRCA1-A complex. The coding region runs from base 288 to 1199 and encodes 303 amino acids. The record is from RefSeq and is a predicted model, not a curated record. The transcript has a single exon. Gene Ontology annotation, biological process: positive regulation of DNA repair; double-strand break repair; protein K63-linked deubiquitination.
GCCCAGAAUUUUUAUUGAACUUCUACGUCUCGUAACGUGAUCGUAUGCAGAAGUGAUUAAUAUAGUUACGAAUUGUUACGAACAAUUACGAAUCGUUUAAAAAUAGUGAAUAUAAAAGUGAAUGUUAUUAAACGUAAUACAAAUGAAAUUUUACUUUUCUAACUAAAAAAUCAAGUAUUUACGAUAAACGUGCAUAUGUCAUAACGUUUGUUCAUUGUUUGAUUAUUUUGAUGUUUGAUUAUUGAGAGAGUAUCAUUCAAAUUAUAUGUUAACGUAAAUAAUAAAAUAUGUCAACCACGCAAGAUUUGAACGAAGAAAUUGAUACCGUGUCGGCAAAACUAACGUCGACCACUAUGUUCACUCCUGCUGUAAAUACUCCGGAACAAUCGAAAACGCCGACUUCAAAUAACAGCAAUACAUCCAGUCGAAAUUUAGACAGUAAAAAGAGUUGUACUGUACAAGAAAAUAUUAGAAAUUUGCCUGAAUUAAAUAUACCUGAAAAAAUUUUAUUUGUUGUCGACACAGUAAAAGAGGAGAAAUCUACGUCAUUCAAAGUUGGCACUGGUGGAUCUUAUUCGCCAUUGUAUAUGAUAAAGCGUGUGGUAGAAACAUUCAUCAAUGCCAAAUCUACAAUACAGCGAAAGCAUGAAUAUGGUCUUAUGAUUUUGGAAUCUUCUACUAUACGUUGGGUCUGUGAUUUUACAAACAAUAUCAAAACCAUUUUAAAUAACCUUGAUACCAUAGAGGAAAGCAGCGAUGAUGAAAAAACAUUUGAUAUAGGACAAGUCUUUGAAGAAAUACAGUCUAGAAUACCAGUAAAAAAUUAUGGCAUGUCUUUCCCAAUGUUUACAACACGUGUGAUUUUGAUAUACUCAAGAUCUAAUUGUAUACCAAGAUUUAAUACUGGACAAAAAUGCCUUGCAAAUUUAACUGAAAAUCCAUAUUUCUUUUUGGAUGUCUUAUUUGUACAUGAACCACCAACUUCUGAGAAUUUAUGUGAAGAAGUCUAUGCUGAAAUAACUACUUUGGACACAACAAAUUUUUCUUAUAUCUUAGAAGUAGGAAGAAAUGCUGCAAAAUUGCAUGAUAAUAUGGCAAAAUUAUUAGCACAUCCAUUACAGCGGCCACCACAAAAAGAUAUGUGUUAUACUAUUAAUGAAUCUAUUCUUACGGACUUACAUACUAAUUCUAAUGUCUAGCAAAUAUGUGAAUAUAGAUAUAUUUUCUCUGUUUAACUUAUAAAAGAAUUAGAAAAGUAAGAGAACUAUUUUUAUGAAGGAUUAAGUUCCAUUUCACUUUCUGUUAUUCAUUCACUUUUACUUUGAUGUUUGAACAAGCAGCUACAUUGCAUUUAUAUCGUCUACUGUGCCAUGUGGCAAAUUUUGUAAUGUUUACUGAUAAGAAUUUGUGUGUACGAUAAUAAAAUGUAUAACCAAAGAUGAAAAAACAAAAUAAUAUGAUACUA